AUGGACCAUAUUCCAAAGGACAUGGAACAUGUGGACCGGCGCGAGCUGUAUACAUCGCUUCCAGUUCGAGUCCAGUAUCUCCAGCAAUUCCUCGAAUUCGGAGCAGAUGAUGUUGUUGCUCUGAUCGAGGGUCAGAAAUAUAUCAAGGCCAUCAUUCCCGCCAUUGUCAAUAUGGUGUACAAGAAGCUGCUGAAGCACGAUAUCACGGCCCGAGUCUUCAGCACGCGAGAUAGCCGGGUUGAAGAAAACCCCACCAAAUGGAUCAAAGAAGACGACGCUCAGAUUCGGCACCGAAAGAUGUUCUUGAGAUGGUAUCUCACGAAGCUCAACUCCGAUCCCAGCAAAAUGGAGUAUUGGCAAUAUCUAGACAAAGUCGGGUUGAUGCAUGUGGGCAAAGGACGCCGCAAUCCCCUCCACGUGGACUACAUCUUUCUCGGCGCGUGUCUGGGCUACAUCCAGGACUCGAUGACAGAAGCCAUCCUCUCGCACCCGCGGGUGGAACUCACGCAGAAGAUUGCCAUCGUCAAGGCCAUCGGUAAAGUGAUCUGGAUUCAGAACGACCUCAUGGCGAAAUGGCACAUCGAGGACGGGCGAGAAUUCCUGGACGAGGAGAUUGAGGAGGACAUGGAAGCCGAGGCGCGCGAGCCUGAGGGCUACCUCAACGGGAAACGGAUCUUGGGCGGUAACGGUGGGGCCGCCGGAAACGAUGACGACAGCUCAAUCGCCGGCACCGUGUCGUCGACGUCGUCGGAAAAGAGCACGACCAGCCUCGGCCGCACCAUGGAGCAGGUCCGCCUGUCCAACGAACAGCAACAGAAGUUCACCUGCCCAUUUAGUGGUAUGACGACCUCAGCCGGUCCAGAGGACAUGGAGAAGCAGCGAGCAACCACAUGGCGACCGAGCCGGCGGGAGCUGGUACAGGGCGAGCCGACGUCGCCUCCUCGUGUGCCAACCGGCAUCCCGCGACUCCGCGUGAUUGAUGGCAAGACCAGCUGUAAAGAGAAUCUGGAGCCGAAUCCGUUUAUAUAG
Molecule: messenger RNA, 1029 nt
Organism: Fonsecaea pedrosoi CBS 271.37
Lineage: Eukaryota; Fungi; Ascomycota; Eurotiomycetes; Chaetothyriales; Herpotrichiellaceae
Exons: 3
Coding region: 1-1029 (342 amino acids)
Molecular function (GO): heme binding; oxygen binding
Source: RefSeq, a predicted model, not a curated record